AUGUUGGGCUGGGUCCAGAGGGUGCUGCCCCAGCCCCCAAGCUCCCCCCAGAAGACCAAGAUGAAGGAAGAGGAAGAGGCAGAGCCAGAGCUGGAGCCAGUGGUGGAGCCGAAGAUAGAACCAGAGCCACAGCCUGAAACAGCCCCCAAGGAGCCUGAGCCAGAGGUCAAGUCCAUGCCCCCUGAAGAGACACCCAAGGAUGAGGAAGUGGCUGUGGCUGACCCAAACCCUCAGGAGACCCAGGAGACUGUCCCUGUUCCACCCUCAUCUGUACAGGCCGAGGUCACUGUGACUCCAGAAGUAGACAGUCCCAGAGGCUGGGUGAUGACCUGGUUCAGGAAAGGCAUGGAGAAGGUUGUCCCACAGCCUGUCUUCAGCAAGGAGGACCCAGCUCAGGUCCUUGGGCACUGCGGCACUGAGGAUGAAGGUAAGACCAAGAGGUCCGGGCCAUGGCUGGUCAGGUGGCUAGAACAGAACCUGGAGAAGGUACUGCCUCAGCCCCCCAAAAUUGCUGAGGACGGAAGAGACGAGCCCACAGAUGCUGCCUUGGGCCCAGCACCUCCAGAAUCAGCCCCAGAAACGAAGCCCACACCUCAGGCCCUGGAGAGCCCCUCUCCGCCUACUCCUGGCCCCCAAGAGCCCCAGGAGGAGCCAGCUCCAGAGCCCCAGUCUGAGUCCUUCCUGCUGCCUCCCAGGGACCCUGCCAGGUUGGUUGCUUGGGUCCUACACAGACUGGAGAUGGCCCUGCCACAGCCAGUACUCCAUGGGAAAGUAGGAGAGCAGGAGCCAGACUGCCCUGAGACGUGUGAAGUGCAGACCAUCAGCAUCCUCCCUGGAGGGCAAGUGGAGCCUGACCUCAUCCUAGAGGAGGUUGACCCUGACUGGGAGGAAACCCACCAGAGUGACAACAUCCCGGUGGAAACAGCGGUGAUUCUUGUUUAUGAAGAAGAGAAUGAAGCUGUGGAGGAGAUGCCCAGGGAGCUGCCCCGGAUUGAAGAGGAGGAAGAGGAUGUAGAAAAGGAGGAAGAUGAAGAAGUUGGAGAGAAGGAGGAAGAAGUUGGAGAGAAGGAGGAAGAGGAUGUAGAGAAGGAGGAAGAAGUUGGAGAGAAGGAGGAAGAUGAUGGAGAGAAGGAGGAAGAAGUUGGAGGGAACAAGGAAGAAGUUGGAGAGAAGGAGGAAGAGGAUGGAGAAAAGGAAGAAGAGGAUGAAGAGAAGGAGGAAGAUGAUGGAGAGAAGGAAGAAGAGGAUGAGGAAGAGGAAGAGGAGGAGCCUAAGGGCUGGGCUGAAUCCAAAGCCCAGGUUGAGUCUGAGUCUGAGGCUGCCAGCUCAGAAGUUCCUGCCACAGAAGAACACCCAGAAGUGCAGGUGGAAGAUACCGAUGCUGAUAGUUGCCCCCUAGUCGUGGAGGAGAAUCCACCCUUGUCUGAGCUGCAGCCACCGUCUCCUGCCAAAUCUGAUACCCUUGAGGUCCCAGGCUCAGCCUCGGGGACAUACAGGAAUAAGCUGCCCUCUCAGGAUGAAGAGGCCGAAGAGCUCAAGGCGCUGGCACCAGCUGAGUCCCCAGUGGUUGCCUGGUCGGACCCCACCACUCCACAGGACACUGAUGGCCAGGAUCGUGCAGUCUCCACGGCCAGCCACAAUAGCGCCAUUAUCAAUGACCGGCUCCAGGAGUUGGUGAAGCUCUUCAAAGAGCGGACGGAGAAGGUGAAGGAGAAACUUAUCGACCCUGAUGUCACCUCGGAUGAGGAGAGCCCCGCACCCACCCCAGCCAAGAAAGCCCCAGAGCCACCUCCAGACACAAAGCCCCCUGAAGCAAAGCCGGCCGAAGAGGAGCACUACUGCGACAUGCUCUGCUGCAAGUUCAAACGGCGGCCCUGGAAGAUGUAUCGGUUUCCCCAGAGCAUCGAUCCGCUGACCAACCUGAUGUACGUGCUGUGGCUGUUCUUCGUGGUGUUGGCCUGGAACUGGAACUUGUGGCUGAUCCCUGUGCGCUGGGCCUUCCCCUACCAGACACCAGACAACAUCCACCUCUGGCUGCUGAUGGAUUACGUGUGUGACCUCAUCUACUUCCUGGACAUCACCUUGUUCCAGAUGCGCCUGCAGUUCGUCAGAGGCGGGGACAUCAUUACGGACAAAAAGGACAUGCGAAAUAACUACCUGAAAUCUCAGCGCUUUAAGAUGGAUGCGCUGAGUCUCCUGCCCUUGGAUUUUCUCUACUUGAAGAUGGGUGUGAACCCCCUCCUUCGUUUGCCCCGGUGUUUAAAGUACAUGGUCUUCUUUGAGUUUAACAACCGUCUGGAAUCCGUGCUCAGCAAGGCCUACAUCUAUAGGGUCAUCAGGACCACAGCCUAUCUCCUCUACAGCUUGCAUCUGAAUUCCUGUCUUUAUUACUGGGCUUCGGACUAUGAGGGCAUUGGCUCCACUCAUUGGGUUUAUGACGGUGUGGGAAACAGUUACAUUCGCUGUUACUACUGGGCUGUGAAGACCCUCAUCACCAUCGGUGGGCUGCCGGACCCCAGGACGCUCUUUGAAAUCAUCUUCCAGCUGCUAAACUAUUUCACGGGUGUCUUUGCUUUCUCUGUGAUGAUCGGACAGAUGAGAGAUGUGGUGGGGGCUGCCACUGCGGGACAGACCUACUACCGCAGCUGCAUGGACAGCACGGUGAAGUACAUGAAUUUCUACAAGAUCCCCAAGUCGGUGCAGAACCGUGUCAAGACCUGGUACGAGUACACCUGGCAGUCACAAGGCAUGCUGGAUGAGUCAGAGCUGAUGGUGCAGCUUCCAGACAAGAUGCGGCUGGACCUUGCCAUCGAUGUGAACUACAACAUUGUGAGCAAAGUGGCGCUCUUCCAGGGCUGCGACCGGCAGAUGAUCUUUGACAUGCUGAAGAGGCUUCGCUCUGUUGUCUACCUGCCCAACGACUACGUGUGCAAGAAGGGGGAGAUUGGCCGUGAAAUGUACAUCAUCCAAGCAGGGCAGGUGCAGGUUUUGGGAGGCCCUGAUGGGAAGGCUGUGCUGGUGACGCUAAAAGCUGGAUCUGUGUUUGGAGAGAUAAGCUUGCUGGCUGUCGGGGGAGGGAACCGGCGCACAGCCAACGUGGUGGCCCACGGGUUUACCAACCUGUUUAUUCUGGACAAGAAGGACCUGAAUGAAAUUUUGGUGCAUUAUCCUGAGUCUCAGAAGUUACUCCGGAAGAAGGCCAGGCGCAUGCUGAGAAGUAACAACAAACCCAAGGAGGAGAAGAGCGUGCUCAUCCUUCCACCCCGGGCUGGCACCCCGAAGCUCUUCAACGCUGCCCUCGCUGCCACGGGAAAGAUGGGUGGCAGGGGGGCAAAGGGAGGCCAGCUCGCCCACCUCAGAGCUCGGCUGAAAGAGCUGGCUCCUUGGAUGGACUGUGCCUCACAAGUCACCCUUUCUGGAUUCCAGGCCAAGAAAUCUCAGGAGGCUGCUGGAGAGGCAGGUGGGGCCGCCCCAGACCAGCCUGCGCCCCCAGCAGCGCCCGAGGAGCCCCUGGAUCCUCCAGCUCAACGCUCACCACCACCUGCGUCUCCUGGGAGUCCCAAGGGAGGUACUGAGGAGUCUGCCAGACCCGAGGAACACUCAGUGAGGAUUCACAUGAGCCCAGGACCAGAGCCGGAUGAGCAGAUCCUGUCGGUGGAGGUGCCCCAGGAGAAGAAGGAGGAGGCAGAGUGA
Messenger RNA from Otolemur garnettii (small-eared galago), 3693 nucleotides. RefSeq names its product cyclic nucleotide gated channel beta 1 (gene CNGB1). Bases 1 to 3693 code for a protein of 1230 amino acids. The transcript is spliced from 32 exons. Gene Ontology annotation, cellular component: plasma membrane; photoreceptor outer segment; intracellular cyclic nucleotide activated cation channel complex. Gene Ontology annotation, biological process: retina homeostasis; monoatomic cation transmembrane transport. The record is from RefSeq and is a predicted model, not a curated record. Gene Ontology annotation, molecular function: intracellularly cGMP-activated cation channel activity; intracellularly cAMP-activated cation channel activity; cGMP binding. Lineage: Eukaryota; Metazoa; Chordata; Mammalia; Primates; Galagidae.